Messenger RNA from Tympanuchus pallidicinctus (lesser prairie-chicken), 891 nucleotides. RefSeq lists its product as uncharacterized. Lineage: Eukaryota; Metazoa; Chordata; Aves; Galliformes; Phasianidae. Bases 14 to 748 code for a protein of 244 amino acids. The transcript has 3 exons. The record is from RefSeq and is a predicted model, not a curated record.
CGGAAGUGCGGCGAUGUAUCCGGAAGUGCUCCGCAAAGACCAAAAGCGCCCCGAACUCGAACCGAAGAUUUCCGAAGUGACCCGAAUCGCUCCGAAAAUACCGGAAGUGCCCUCAGUUCAGCCGAAGCGUUCCGAACAUUGCCGAAAGGACCCGAAGUGCUCUGAAAUGAUCGCAAUUUCCCCGAUGUGUUCCGAAGUUCUCCGAAGCGACCCGAAGUGCUCCGAAGGGACCCAAAGUGCUCCGAACGCUUCCGAAAUGCUCCGAAAAGCUCCGAAGCUCUCGGAUGUUCUACGAAUAUCUCCGAAGAGCUCCGAACCGACCGGAAGUGCGCCGAGGAACCCGGAAGUGCUCCGAUAUCCCUCUGAACUGCUCCGAUGUGUUCCGAAAGGACCGGAAGUGCUCCGAAGUGCUGCGAAGGGACCCGAAGUGCUCCGAACGCUUCCGAAAUGCUCCGAAAAGCUCCGAAGCUCUCGGAUGUUCUACGAACAUCUCCGAACAGCUCCGAACGGACCGGAAGUGCGCCGAAGAACCCGGAAGUGCUCCGAUAUCCCUCUGAACCGCUCCGAUGUGUUCCGAAAGGACCGGAAGUGCUCCGAAGUUCUCCGAAGCGACCCGAAGUGCUCCGAACGCUUCCGAAAUGAGCCGAAAAGCUCCGAAGCUCUCGGAUGUUCUACGAACAUUUCCGAACAGCUCCGAACGGACCGGAAGUGCGCCGAAGAACCCGGAAGUGCUCCGAUAUCCCUCUGAACUGCUCCGAUGUGGUCCGAAAGGACCGGAAGUGCUCCGAAGGUACCGGAAGUGCUUCGAUUGGACCCCAAUCACAACGGGCUGCCCCGAUGUUCUCGGUGAUGCCCGAAUGCUCUCCGAUCUGUUCCGAAUUUCCCCGAAAG